This is a messenger RNA of Xylaria bambusicola, 1115 nucleotides long. Its product is annotated as peptidase M76 family-domain-containing protein. The record is from RefSeq and is a predicted model, not a curated record. The transcript has 2 exons. Lineage: Eukaryota; Fungi; Ascomycota; Sordariomycetes; Xylariales; Xylariaceae. Gene Ontology annotation, cellular component: extrinsic component of mitochondrial inner membrane. Gene Ontology annotation, molecular function: metalloendopeptidase activity. The coding region runs from base 90 to 902 and encodes 270 amino acids. Gene Ontology annotation, biological process: mitochondrial proton-transporting ATP synthase complex assembly; mitochondrial protein processing.
ACUCGAAUGCGUAUCGAAGGUUGAAGGUAGCAGUCGCAACGAUACCCGUACCCGUAACUCACAGAGACGAAAAUAGAUAGCCAUCGACCAUGUCAUUACCACAGCCGUCAAUACCGGGCUCCGCCGACCCAUCGACCGCCUCCACCUCCGCCCAAACACAGCCAUCCACCUCAACGCCCGACUUACCGCGGAUCGUAAAGAACGAUCCGAAGCGCACGGGGUUCGACCCGCAGACGGCGUGGUGGAUGAACUACUUCAAGAUCCUGACGGGGUCGAUAACGCCCGAGGGCGCCUUCCACUACCGCGAAUCACGGUACAUAGCGAACGAGGAGCGCGACUGCAAGAGCUGCGAGAAGUGGCGGGACUUCGCACUACAGCACUCGCCGACGGUGGUGUUCCUGCGGCAGAAGAUUGCGGCGCUCAAUGGCCAGCUUGACGCCAGCAACGUCGUGUGCGCGCGGUGUCCUGCACGACUGACCGAGGACGGCCAGGUGCAUCGCCAGAGCGGCGGCUUCAGCCCACAUUCGGGCAUCCUGAUUUGCGCCAACGAGAUCCGGAGUCGGUCGCAUCUGGAGGACACACUGGCGCACGAGAUGGUGCAUGCGUGGGACCAUCUCCGGUGGAAGAUGGAUUGGGCUGGGGAUAAGGAUUUGAAACAAGCCGCUUGUACUGAGAUUAGAGCGUCGAUGCUGAGCGGAGAGUGUAGAUGGACGAAAGAGGCACUGACAAGAGGGAAUUGGACCUUGACACAGCAAUUCCAGGACUGCGUGCGCAAGCGGGCUGUAGAGUCAUUACUAGCACGGCCGCGCUGCAAGGACGACGUCCAAGCCGUCAAGGUAGUCAACCAAGUGUGGGAUUCAUGCUUCUCAGACACCCGGCCUUUUGAUGAGGUCUACAGGUAAACACCAGAAAAUAAAAUACAAUGUAUAAAGUGCUACGCCCAGCGGAACUGGGACGUAGCUUGUACCAACAAUGACCACGCACUCGAGGCUAACAUCUCGUCUCUGCAUGAAAAUUAUAAGGAAGGAUCAAGAGCAGGCGCUUUUGCUUAUAGAUGAUUUGAUAUAUAUGUAAAUGUUCAAUUGCAUACGAUGAUUGAAAAACGACACGGCCGU